This is a messenger RNA of Trametes versicolor FP-101664 SS1, 1677 nucleotides long. RefSeq names its product adenylosuccinate lyase. Gene Ontology annotation, cellular component: cytosol. The record is from RefSeq and is a predicted model, not a curated record. Gene Ontology annotation, molecular function: (S)-2-(5-amino-1-(5-phospho-D-ribosyl)imidazole-4-carboxamido) succinate lyase (fumarate-forming) activity; N6-(1,2-dicarboxyethyl)AMP AMP-lyase (fumarate-forming) activity. Gene Ontology annotation, biological process: 'de novo' AMP biosynthetic process. Lineage: Eukaryota; Fungi; Basidiomycota; Agaricomycetes; Polyporales; Polyporaceae. The transcript is spliced from 9 exons. Bases 40 to 1494 code for a protein of 484 amino acids.
CCCGGUUGCUCAAACCACUUCUACCAUCCGCACGAUAAAAUGGAGGCUUUCGACACAUAUCAGACGCCACUUUCAAGCCGGUAUGCAAGCAAGGAAAUGGCCCACCUGUUCUCCCCGGCAAACCGCUUUUUCACCUGGCGGAAGUUGUGGCUGAACCUCGCCGUCGCGGAGAAGGAACUCGGGCUCCCCAUCUCUGAUGAGGCCGUCGAGCAGAUGAAGGCGAACCUUCAUUUGGACCCGGAACAGUUUGAGAUCGCGGCCGUCGAGGAGAAGAAGAGGCGUCAUGAUGUGAUGGCGCACGUCCAUACUUUUGGGCAAGUCGCGCCUGCCGCCGCGGGCAUCAUUCACCUGGGAGCGACAUCCUGCUAUGUGACCGACAACGCGGACCUCAUCUUCAUCCGCGAAGCACUCACGCUCCUCCUUGCAAAACUCGCAACCGUGAUCGACCGCUUUGCGACGUUCGCGGAGCAAUACCGCGAUCUCCCUACGCUCGGGUUCACGCACUUCCAGCCCGCCCAAUUGACCACCGUCGGGAAGCGUGCCACACUCUGGAUUCAGGAACUGCUCUGGGAUCUGCGCAACAUCAAGCGCGCAAGAGACGAUCUCGGCUUCCGUGGUGUCAAGGGCACGACGGGCACGCAAGCUAGCUUCCUCACUCUGUUUGACGGUGACCAUGACAAGGUCGAAGAGCUUGACCGCCGUGUCACCGAGCUGUCUGGGUUUGGCUAUGCGUAUCCGGUCUCCUCCCAGACAUACUCCCGGAAAAUCGACGUCGACGUCCUCGCGCCCCUGGCCAGUUUCGGUGCGACAGCGCACAAGCUCGCCACCGACUUGCGUCUCCUCGCUAACCUGAAGGAAGUUGAGGAGCCCUUCGAGUCGACGCAGAUCGGGUCCUCCGCGAUGGCAUACAAGCGGAACCCGAUGCGCUCCGAGCGGAUCUGCAGUCUCGCGCGGCACCUCAUGACGAUCCAGCAGAACGCCCUCGGCACCGCAAGUGUGCAGUGGUUCGAGCGCACGCUCGACGACAGCGCCAACAGGCGCAUCACGCUUCCCGAGGCGUUUCUCACCGCGGACAUCGUGCUCACGACGCUGCAGAAUGUGUCCGAGGGCCUGGUCGUGUACCCGAAGGUCAUCGCGCGCCGCAUCUCGCAGGAGCUGCCCUUCAUGGCCACGGAGAACAUCAUCAUGGCCAUCGUGAAGAGCGGCGGGGAUCGCCAAGAGGCGCACGAGAAGAUCCGAGUCCUGUCGCACGAAGCGGGCCACCAGGUCAAGCAUCUUGGGCUGGAGAACGACCUUAUUGAACGUGUUCGCGCGGACCCGUACUUCGACCCGAUCAAGGGCCAGCUCGAGGCGUUGCUCGAGCCCAAGAGCUUCAUUGGACGUGCGCCGCAGCAGGUCGACAAGUUCCUUGCGGAGUGGGUACGCCCUGCGCUUGCCGACAACGAGUUCCAGGCUGCGCUCGGCAAGGCGGGCAAGGCAGAGCUGAAUGUAUGAGGUCGGGAGCCGAGGUGGUUUGUGAAAGAAAGAGACGAAAUUGUGCGACAUGUAUCGAUAUAUAUGAAAAGAAGGUCCGUGCAUUGUAUUGACAUCCUUAUCUCGUUGCCUUACCCUUCGACUUCCGCCCUGCGACAAUAUUGCGCCUUCUUUAGUGUUCUUACGUAGAGAUAACCACGAAUG